AUGAAAUAUACCAAAAAAACCUUCGUGAUUUCCUUAUUAAUUUUAAGCAUUUUGCUUACAGGAAUUAACGCGGUUUCUAAAGUCGCCGAUGUGAUGAAACGACAAGCUGUAACUUCAAACCCAGGGAACACUCCCACACCUGUGGUUAGCACGCCCGCACCACCAACAAAUACGGCUGCACCGCCAACGCAAGAAGCAUCUACAAACAAUCCGCCACCAAUAACGCAAAACACGGCUGCACCGCCAACGCAAGAAGUAUCUACAAGCAAUCCACCACCAGCAACGCAAGUAUCUACGAGCAACCCGCCACCGCCAUCACCAGCAACGCAACACGGCUGCACCGCCAACGCAAGAAGCAACUACAAGCAAUCCACCACCAACAAACACGGCUGCACCGACAACGCAAGAAUCUACGAGCAACCCGCCACCGCCACCAACAACGCAAGUAUCCUCACGGUUGCACCGGCACCGCAGGAUACAACUGCAAGCAAUUCGCCAUCAAUAACUCAAAGCACGGAUAUAACAGCAACGCAAGUAACUGCAAACAAUCCUACAACUACACCAGUAGCGCAAGAAACAACUGCAAGCAAUUCGCCAUCAAUAACUCAAAACACGGCUACACAAGCAACGCAAGAAGUAACUUCAGGCAAUCCUACAACUACACCGGCAACGCAAGAAACAACUGCAAACAAUCUGCCAUUAACGGAGCAAAAGUUCCCAAACAUCAAAAACGUAAGUAUUAACUACAAUUAUAGAAAGUAUAUCCCCUCAACAACACAAAUAACAACUACAUUUGUAACUAGCCCGACAACGUUAGAUACAACAACUACAAUUUCUUCAGACUCCAUCACGUCAUCGACAAAAGAUCGUGUUAUAUCAUCUACUGCUACUCCUUCUCCACCAUCUCAAACCACUACAACCGAAAACGUUUGUAGCGACGACAACUGCCAAAUAGAAACUUCAAUUAGUGUGACAGGAAAAACAGAAUUCAAUACCAUAACACCUAGUGAAACCACCCCUAUAACAACGAUAACACCGACUAUCUCUGAUUCCAAGUUCCGUCCUACCACCACUAAAUAUGCUACUUCUGUAUAUUAUUCCACUAUUACGAGAGUCUUUCCAGGUUAUACCACUACUAUAUACGUAACUAAUGAUGGAAUUACGACAUCGUCUAAAAAAUAUGUUCCGCCAAGUACUAUGUUAGAAGUCGUUUUAGUAACAGCCGCCGUUGCCGAAUAUGAUCUCAUAGCUACUACAAAUGGAGCUUUAGGAGGAAGAGCUAAGUUCAAUUGGCAGGGCGAAAUGUUGGUUGGUGUGAUAGUGAGUUUAUUGGUUAUCGUAAUCUCUUUUGGGUGUAGUAUCAUGGUAUAG
This is a messenger RNA of Acaulospora morrowiae, 1371 nucleotides long. The record is from the annotation of a GenBank genome assembly. Lineage: Eukaryota; Fungi; Glomeromycota; Glomeromycetes; Diversisporales; Acaulosporaceae.